Molecule: messenger RNA, 1128 nt
Organism: Arabidopsis lyrata subsp. lyrata
Lineage: Eukaryota; Viridiplantae; Streptophyta; Magnoliopsida; Brassicales; Brassicaceae
Product: putative F-box protein At4g11580
Exons: 2
Coding region: 1-1005 (334 amino acids)
Molecular function (GO): protein binding
Source: RefSeq, a predicted model, not a curated record
AUGGACAAGGUAGAAAGCUUAGGAGAAGUUUCAGGAUGGGCAGAUCUAAACAGAGACAUACUUGAACUUAUCUUCAAUAAGCUCGAAGUGAUGGACAUUACCAUGGGAGCUUCACGUGUCUGCAUCUCUUGGUUCCUUGCCUCUCACAAAAAAACAUUGUGGAACACGGUCGAUCUUACCAGUCUCCAAGAGUUAGAUGUCUCCCGCAGUUUCAACUUUAAGGAUGAAGAAAAACCAAUUUUCUUCUACAAGCACCGGGUUGACGACGAUGAAGGCCUUACGAAUCUUUUGACUAAGUUCAUCUCUUGGUUCUUUCUUGACUUGUAUGAAGUAGAAAGCGGGAUUAUCGGGAUUAGUCUCAUGAAUCUGUUGAUUGAGAUCACCAAGUUGAGCCGCAUGACCCCGAAGAAUUUAUUCUUUAACUUUAAUUCCUAUAUACAAGAAAAUGGUCUCAAGUUUGCUGCUGAGACGAUGCCAAAUAUAGAGAAACUUGCUUUACCAAUCUGGUGCUAUCAAACAGAGAAGUCAUUGCGGUUUGCUUUCAGUCAAUGGAAGAAUCUUAAAACACUGAUCAUCGCUCAUGAACACUCUUUCACCGGGAUUUUCGACUUUAAAGCUGUGGGAGAGAGCUGUAGUAACCUAACCAACUUAAAAUAUUUAGGUCAUUUGGAAGAAUACAAGACCAGGGAAAUCGUGCCUUACCUCCAGAGCCUCAAGAGGUUGAGUUUGCGAUGCUCUUUGGUUAGUUAUGAAGCAGUUUACUGUCUAAUCAUCGGCCUUCAAAACCUCACGAUGCUUAAUGUUUCACAUUGCAAAAACUCGUACUUCCAUGCUAUCACGAGAUCUAGAGACGAUUUUGUUAUAACGACCGCCACUCAGAAGCUUGAAAAUUUUAUCUUAUGUCCUCAGGAUUGUAGGAUUUGCAAAGAUCAUCAAUGUUGCUACUCCUGGUCGUAUCACGCUGAGGAUUGGAGGAACGAUGAGAUAAAGGAACUUGCUUUCUGAAAUUUGUGAGAAGAGAUGUAAUGGGUAUGGAAUAAGAAGAAUUUGAAUUAGUCUAAGAUCGAUAUCACAAACCCGUCCAUACUUUGCCUUGCAUAAUGUUAAGAUGUUCGUAAAACCAUCAAC